AGCAUAUGUGUGACAGUUGUGGUGCUAAAUGUGCACUUCAGAUCACCUCAGACGCACAAAAUGUCACCCUGGGUGAAAAGAGUCUUCAUUCACAUACUUCCAAGGCUUUUAGUGAUGAAACGGCCUACGUACGUCUUCGAAACAAAUAGUAAAUUUAUGUCAAAUCGCUACAUCGGCAGAAGACGAGAACCCUCCUGUUUAUAUCCCUACCACACAACGAUGCAUAGGGAUGACAGCAGUCCAAAGAGGAGGUUUUCAAGUAGGACGCCGAGUAAAGAGGAACUGUCACCAAGUCUUCUGGCGGACGGAGGCGGUCCAUUCGGCGGCAGCUGUCAAAUCCACGGCGCGUCAGGCCCCGCCUUGCCUCCCUCUCCAUCAGAGGAGGCGGCGACGCCCUCCGCAGCCGAAGAUGCGGGUGGAGGGGGAGGAGAUAGAGGAGGAGGGAUCAAAAGCCCCCUCUUGCAGAGAAUACCCGCCUACUCGCACAGUCGCUGUCCUCCCGAGGUGCACAAGACGUGCUUCUGCGUGCGCUUCAUCGCAGAGCACACGAAGAUGCUGGAGGAGUCUACCAAGGUGAAAGAAGACUGGAAAUAUGUGGCGAUGGUGCUAGAUCGCCUUUUCCUGUGGAUAUUCACAUUGGCGGUACUGGUGGGUACUGCAGGGAUCAUCCUGCAAGCGCCCACCCUAUACGACGAUCGCAUCCCCAUAGACAAGAAGUUCUCCGAGUUGGCCACCACGACGGUGGUUCGGUGCCCACCACCUCAAUAAACUACCGUACAGUGCUUCAAAGACACUUCAAAUUCUAGUGACUAAUACGAGCUGCGCUCAGGUUGCAGCGAUUAAGAACACG
This is a messenger RNA of Acanthoscelides obtectus, 850 nucleotides long. Lineage: Eukaryota; Metazoa; Arthropoda; Insecta; Coleoptera; Chrysomelidae. The record is from the annotation of a GenBank genome assembly.